Messenger RNA from Lagopus muta (rock ptarmigan), 2708 nucleotides. It is a transcript of the gene GMPS, whose product is annotated as guanine monophosphate synthase. Gene Ontology annotation, cellular component: cytosol. Lineage: Eukaryota; Metazoa; Chordata; Aves; Galliformes; Phasianidae. The transcript has 16 exons. Gene Ontology annotation, molecular function: GMP synthase activity; GMP synthase (glutamine-hydrolyzing) activity; ATP binding. The record is from RefSeq and is a predicted model, not a curated record. Gene Ontology annotation, biological process: GMP biosynthetic process. The coding region runs from base 182 to 2263 and encodes 693 amino acids.
CCGCCCGGCUAGCAGUACCGCUGCCCACGCCUCUCCCCGGCUCCGAGCUCCGCCUCUUCCUGCCGGGGCGGCGCUGCCCGGCGCGGGGUGCUGGAGGCGGUUCCUCCCCGCGGCGGAGGCGCACACGGGCGGCCUUGGUUUGGCUCGGUUCUUUCUCCGCUCGGCUCCCGCGGCCGUCCCUAUGGCGCUGUGCAACGGAGACGCCAAGCCAGAGAACACUGGAGGAGAGCUGAAGGACGGGCAGCACCACUACGAGGGAGCUGUCGUCAUCCUGGAUGCUGGUGCACAGUAUGGGAAGGUCAUCGACCGCCGGGUGCGUGAGCUCUUCGUCCAGUCCGAGAUCUUCCCCCUGGAGACGCCCGCCUUCGCCAUCAGGGAGCAGGGCUUUCGAGCUAUCAUCAUAUCUGGAGGACCAAAUUCUGUGUAUGCUGAAGAUGCACCAUGGUUCGACCCAGCAAUAUUUACAAUAGGAAAACCAGUUCUUGGGAUCUGCUAUGGCAUGCAGAUGAUGAACAAGGUGUUUGGGGGUACAGUGCACAAGAAGAGCGUCAGAGAAGAUGGAGUGUUCAACAUUACUCUGGAUAACACGUGUUCACUGUUCAGGGGCCUUCAGAAGGAAGAGCUUGUGCUCCUCACUCAUGGGGACAGUGUGGAUAAGGUUGCUGAUGGAUUCAAAGUGGUUGCACAGUCUGGGAACAUUAUAGCAGGUAUAGCAAAUGAGUCUAAAAAACUCUAUGGAGCACAGUUCCACCCUGAAGUUAGCCUUACAGUGAAUGGAAAAAUGAUCCUGAAGAAUUUUCUGUAUGAUAUCGCGGGAUGCAGCGGGACCUUUACAGUGGAAAACAGAGAACUUCAGUGCAUUCAAAGUAUCAAAGAGAAAGUGGGCUCAUCAAAAGUUCUGGUUUUACUCAGUGGAGGUGUGGACUCAACUGUUUGCACUGCUCUCCUGAAUCGUGCUUUAAACCGGGAUCAGGUGAUAGCUGUACAUAUAGACAACGGGUUUAUGCGCAAAAGAGAAAGUCAGUCUGUGGAGGAGGCACUGAAAAAACUUGGGAUUCAGGUUAAAGUGGUGAAUGCAGCUCAUUCUUUCUAUAACGGUACAACAACUCUGCCAAUCUCUGAUGAAGACAGAACUCCACGUAAAAGAAUUAGCAAGACCUUAAAUAUGACUACAAGUCCUGAAGAAAAAAGAAAGAUUAUUGGUGACACGUUUGUUAAGAUUGCCAAUGAAGUUAUUGGAGAAAUGAAUCUGAAACCUGAAGAGGUUUUUCUUGCUCAGGGUACCCUCAGACCUGAUCUCAUUGAAAGCGCUUCCCUUGUUGCAAGUGGCAAAGCUGAAGUAAUCAAAACUCAUCACAAUGACACAGAGCUGAUUCGAAAGUUAAGAGAAGAGGGUAAAGUUAUAGAACCACUAAAAGACUUUCACAAAGAUGAAGUUCGAGUGCUAGGAAGAGAGCUUGGACUUCCCGAAGAGCUGGUUUCAAGGCAUCCCUUCCCAGGUCCAGGUCUGGCAAUCAGAGUGAUAUGUGCUGAGGAGCCUUAUGUGUGCAAAGACUUCCCUGAAACAAACAACAUCUUGAAAAUAGUUGCGGAUUUUUCUGCGAGUGUUAAGAAGCCACAUACUUUGUUGCAAAGGGUCAAAGCGUGCACGACUGAAGAAGACCAGGAGAAACUGAUGCAGAUUACAAGCCUACAUUCACUGAAUGCCUUCUUGUUACCCAUCAAAACUGUGGGAGUGCAGGGUGACUGCCGCUCGUACAGCUACGUGUGUGGGAUCUCCAGUAAGGAUGCCCCACACUGGGAGUCCCUCAUGUUUCUCGCCAGGCUCAUACCUCGCAUGUGCCACAACAUCAACAGGGUUGUGUAUGUGUUUGGUCCACCAGUCAAAGAGCCUCCCACUGAUGUCACACCCACAUUCCUGACAACAGGAGUCCUCAGCACUUUACGUCAAGCUGACUUUGAGGCUCACAACAUUCUCAGGGAGUCUGGCUAUGCUGGAAAAAUUAGCCAGAUGCCAAUAAUCCUGACCCCGCUGCAUUUCGAUCGGGACCCGCUGCAGAAACAGCCGUCCUGCCAGAGAUCCGUGGUCAUCCGGACGUUUAUUACGAGCGACUUCAUGACUGGGAUUGCAGCAACUCCUGGUAAUGAGGUUCCAGAAGAGGUUGUAUUAAAAAUGGUGGCAGAGAUAAAGAAGAUUCCUGGCAUUUCUCGGGUGAUGUACGACUUGACAUCAAAGCCACCUGGAACUACGGAGUGGGAGUAAAUAACUUUUUUUUAUUGAAGUACUGUGUGCAGUCGAAAUCAUAUCAGAAACCAUUCCCAGUGUUGACAUGCAGUACUGUGAAAGAGUGACUGGAGCUGCUACAUCCCAUCUGACUCCUCUCCUGGAGCGCAGGGCGGCGGUGACGAGCAGUGCAGGGAUAACAGAGUGGGGCUGAGGAUUUGUACGGGUAAAUGAUGGCGGCGUUGCCUGUGUGCAGACAGAUUCCUAUUGCUUUGGCCUUUGUCUUACUGAUUCUUCCCAUUCCCACGUGUUCCAGUUGUUAACUGUCAUUUCAACUUGUCUUUGGUUUUGUACACUGUGUAAAAAGAGACAGCUUAUUUACUUCUACCAAAAGCAUUGUUACGGCCUAAAAAUGUAAAAUGAAUUCUUUGUGACCAACUGCUUUUGAACAAAUUUAUUAUAAAUAAAUAUUUUGCCAAAUGGA